AGGAUAAAUGCAAUCCAAUAAACAAUGCAUCGAAACCCAAAAUCUGGUCAUUGGCUGAAACAGCAACAGAAGACAAACCAAAGAGUCCAUUAUCUCAUAUCAACCAUAAUCUCAACCCCAAUAUGAAUCUCGGGCCACCCCUACACCUGUCGGCCCCUAAUAUGCAUUCUAACCCAUUAUCACCGCCAAUGCCACCAAAUAUGAGCGGUUGGUGUCAUCCGACACACACUCACAACCCGUACUCAGCAGUCAAUCCGUACGCAACCCAUUAUAUGCCAGCACUCGGCCGACACUUCACACACCCGUCUUCAGCCACAUCACUACCUCCACAGGCAGACACACCACCGCAGACACCGCCUGCACUUAAAUUGGCAUCGAUGCAAUUAUUUGGCUCUGAAAGUGGUGGUGCAUUGGCAGCACAUGCGGCUCAGGCAGCGGUGAUGGGAGCCCAAGAGCAGGUGAAUUGUGUAGAAUCAGCCAAAUUAAUCACUCUUGGCAUCAGAGGAGACCAAAUCGGACGGAACGGCAAUACUUCACCGCCAACUCAUUCCUCUCAAAAUUUGUUUAGUGAUAAGUAUAGCACUCAAGAGGCAAACAGUCUUCAGACUCUAUACAAUGGCUUCAUAUUAGGCCUGCGAUCGGCGUUUUGCCACAAAAACCAUGGCAUGACGUGCAAUGGGUUUCGGGCACUGGAUGUGACAGUGACUCCACUGGUUAGGCACUGGUAUCUCAUUUGA
Medioppia subpectinata is the source of this 737-nucleotide messenger RNA. NCBI's taxonomy places the organism in Eukaryota, Metazoa, Arthropoda, Arachnida, Sarcoptiformes, Oppiidae. The record is from the annotation of a GenBank genome assembly.